GAAUAAGGGAUGGCUAUAAAGUCUCGUAAUUUCUACAUAGUGUUUGCUUACUAAUAAAUCUUUUUUCUAUUUAGAAAACUAGUGUAUACUUGGUUUAGUGAAGAAGUUGUGUGGAAAAUUUAUCUGAAGUUAUACACGAUGUAUCGUCAGGCCAUUCUGCAAAUUCUCCCUAAAUGGCAUUUUUGGAACAACAGAGUAUGUUUUUCUCAUGUGCGACUUAAGGAGAACUUUCAGAAAACCUUAGAAGUUAUCAAGGAAAACAACAGAGCCCAAAAAUUCUGCGGUGUUCUCAUAAACGCUAAAGAAGUCACUCAAGAAUCUGACUGUAUCUCUCUUCACCCUCUCGUAGAAAUUACCCUGAACAAAGAUGAGUUAAAAGCUCGUUCAAUUAUCUGUGAGCUAAAAGAAAUCAUUCAUAAAGAUAAGCCUGAAUAUAUUCUAAUUGAUACGAUCUUAAAAGCGCUUAUAAAUAGCUCUAAUGAAACACGUCAGCAGCUUAUUUCACUUCUCUUUAGUAUUGAUACGGUUAAUUUCUUGAAUCCCAAGAGCCAGAGUUCAAAAGAAUACUUAAAAUAUUUCAUAAGUGAUGUUGAAUGCUUUUUUAGAAAUGCAGAUGAGAUAGAUCCUAAUAGGAUUUUAGAUACCCAAAGAGCUUUAAAAAUGGUUGAAAAUAGAUUAUUUAAUGAUACAUACCAAGAUAUGUCAAAUGUUGUAUAUCCGUCUUCAAUCUCUUAUUUGUAUUCAAUAGUGCACAGCGUAAUAUUUGACGAAGGUAAUCACUCUGAUGAUCAUAAUAGAGAAAUCGAAGCUUUAAUGUCUGAUGCUGUUUCACUAAUUUCAACUAGGUUAUUUCUACUACACAGUGCCUCAAAAUCUAUUAUAGAGAAAUGUUUAUUGGCACGAAGAUCUUCACUUGCUAUUGACAGAGAUGAUUCUAAAUGCGAAGAGAUUUAUUUGCAGCAGUUUAGAGAUUGUUACUAUAUUUUGGACGAGGUAAAUACGAACUUUUUUGUAAUAUUUCUUUAAAAAGUGACAAUGUUCUUGAACACUGAUAUUUCAUGUACCGUUUACAGGGGUAGGGUUAGUCAAGCUUUGCCUUCUGUGAAGCCCCUCGGUACAUAUUUCGCCUCUCUAUACAGCAUUUUUGUCUUGAUAGUUCCAGGGGUCGCAUUCACCCUAAAAUUCAUAAAAUUCCUAAAACUAUGUGCAAUCCCUAAAAUUCCUA
Molecule: messenger RNA, 1225 nt
Organism: Parasteatoda tepidariorum (common house spider)
Lineage: Eukaryota; Metazoa; Arthropoda; Arachnida; Araneae; Theridiidae
Source: RefSeq, a predicted model, not a curated record